This is a messenger RNA of Aaosphaeria arxii CBS 175.79, 3004 nucleotides long. RefSeq lists its product as uncharacterized. Gene Ontology annotation, molecular function: 3'-5' exonuclease activity; nucleic acid binding. Lineage: Eukaryota; Fungi; Ascomycota; Dothideomycetes; Pleosporales. Gene Ontology annotation, biological process: nucleobase-containing compound metabolic process. The transcript is spliced from 2 exons. Gene Ontology annotation, cellular component: cytoplasm; nucleus. The record is from RefSeq and is a predicted model, not a curated record. Bases 81 to 2630 code for a protein of 849 amino acids.
GGCAGGUGUAUCUACUCGCAACAAUCAUUGUUCAAUCCUAGAAUGCCUGGUGCCUGACCGGAGCAUGACAAUGGAUACUAAUGCCCCUCCGAUUGCGCGGUACCUCUGCUUGCGCAUCGAGCGCAAGUCUUCGGCCUCUCUCCUCGCGAGCAAUGGCAGCGGCAGAAGCUCGAUGCACAGGUGUAGGCGUUGAUGAAAGUCAGACCUCCUCCGCAAGCAUACAUACGCCACCGUUUCCGAAUUCCUCCACCGCUACUCCAUCCUACUCAUGCUUUCAAGGCAAUCGGAUCUGGACGCCGGCAGAUGGUAUACUCUUUGCAACAAAACCGCAGAUAUCAAACACCAGUAUUACGAAUGUGAAUACGCAGGGAAGAGCCAUGUUUAUGGUGGGACCAUAUGCACGUCAUGAUCCAACUCAUUCACAGGCAUUCGUCCACUCCAUUGAAAGCAAACGGACAAAUGCAAUCACAAUAAAUAGCAAGAAGUGUCGCAUGGAAAGGCCUAGAUUUGCAUUGCCAUCUCCGCAGCCCACCCAUUGUGGAUCUGUACAUUCUAUCCAUACCUCAAGCCUGAAGGCACAACACCCAGCUAGAUUUCCCAUUGGCUCAGGGAGACCACGGAACUUGUCCACUGAAUCCAGCAGCUGUCGUUCACCAAUUUCCGACGUUGACGAUCCUGGUGAAGCUCGAGUCAGUGUCUUCACCGGGAGUGAGUCGGCGACAACUACAACAGGACCUUGUCGUGGAACUUUGGAUACGGGAGUUUCCCGCCCUCAAACCGAUGAUUCUGAAAUUACCCAUACCUCGGUCAAUCCAGACAGUUCAGUCAUGCCUGAUCCAAAUAUAUUAGAAUCGAAAGAAUCAAGCUUCGUCAUUAGCGAGGGAGCGGACCUGCUAGAUGAUGCUGAAAAUAUGGAAGAGCACGCUCCUCUGUCUUUCCAGAUUCCCGCCGAUACUCUGCGCGAGAAGAUGCAGGUAUCUCCGCGUGUAGGAGAUCGAUACUGGUCCCACAAACUUUAUCGUGGUCUUAAUGAUGAGUCAUUACUCAUCCACUAUUGCAAAACGUUUGAGAUCGCGGAGCAUGUAGCGAAGUAUUUCCUUCAAGAGAAGGUGAUCGGUUUUGACAUCGAGUGGAAGCCUUUCGGACGUGCCGACUCAAUAAAAGAAAAUGCUUCUCUCAUUCAACUUGCUUGCGAGGGUCGAAUUGCACUCUUCCACCUUGCUCUGUUUGACGGUACGGCGGCUGAGCAGCUUCUUCCCCCUUCACUGAAGGCUGUCAUCGAGUCACCGAACGUUUUGAAAGUUGGCGUGGCAAUUAAAGCCGAUUUUACAAGGCUGCAGAAAUACCUCAAUGUUGAGCCGCUCGGUGUCUUUGAACUCAGCCGGCUUCAUAACCUGGUAGAAAACUUCACCAUCAAUCAUGAGAAGGCUGGUUCCAAAAAGCAUGUGGGACUUGCCGCUCAAGUACAACAGCAUUUGCAGUUACCCCUUGAGAAAGGUGAUGUCAGGCACAGUGACUGGAGCAAACUUCUCACUCCUUCCCAGAUUGAAUACGCCGCUGCAGAUGCUUAUGCUGGGUUUCGGUUAUUCGAUGCACUAGAUAGGAAGAGAAAAUUACUUAAGCCAAUACCUCCUCGGCCACUGCUUUGCGACUUUGACCCCAAAGCUACCCCGAGCCGGCGAAGAGCACGUAGAAAGCGCUCGACAAAGGUUGCCUCCGACGACAGGCAGGAUGAAUCUGAAGGCUUGGUGGCCGAAGAAGGCGAGGAUGCUGAAGAGUAUGCGGCAGUGGCGGAGGAUUUCCAAGGCUGCGAAGACUCAACAUCUGCUCCGCAAACUACGCCAUCUACAAUGUCUCCAAGUGUUUCUCUAGUCCAAAAGGAUAGCCACCCACCUGAGAAAAACUACAACGCAUCGAUAGAUCAGCAACAAACUCGGCAUAUCGGGCGUAUCAAGAUGACAGCAUACACGGAUGGCGAAGUUGUUUAUCCGUCUUUGCCAAUGGUAGGUUCUGAUGUUACAAACAUGUUGGAUUUCCCAGCCACAUUGGAUCCUUCCACGCCAUCGCAAGUCCAUGACAGAGCGCAUGAGGCCAUUGGCAUACAAAGCCCGCAUGAUGGCCUUAGUUGGGGUAAAGGAGCCCAUCAAUCAAGCAAUGGGACACUGGAAAAUGGAAAUCCGGCAACAGCUAAUCCUGUCGAAGAGUUGAAACACUCCGAGAUUCAAUCACCCCGCUCAGCUUCAGGCCUGGCAUUUAAGCCACUUAUGCCGAGCGCAAAGAAUGACCGAUCCUCUGAAUACAAUCUUGCAGAAGAUUGGGCGCAGUCGUACCUCUACCGAACGAUCCCCUUACCCACUUCGACUACGACAGCCCGGAUACGCGCAACUGUCCCACUUCUACGUGCCUAUCAUCUAUGGUAUCACCAGAGCAUGACUCCAGACGCUAUUUCGCGUCAACUCAGAGAUCCGCCACUGGCGAUCAGCACCGUUUCGAGCUAUAUACUACAGGCCGUGACAAUAGAAAAACUAGCUUAUAGAAAUCAGGACAUGAGAGAUGUCUUAAAUGGGAUACCUGUCGGAUUGAGAAUGACAAGAUGGAAAUGGCUGGUCGAUAAAUUAGGAGGCGUUUAGUUAUCUCAAUGUACUUUGUCACUAGUGAGAAUUCUUCCGGUCCGAGAAGAAUUCGCGUGCAUUUGGGGCAUUUUAGGCGUAUUAUAAUGUUCUCCAGCUAAGGCGUCACUUUGGAUCAGCGUUACAUUUUCACUGCGGUUCCGGGAAACUUAUCCUCUCCACUAACACAAACUUCUAGAUUCGUUGAUUUAGUAACGAUGACAGCUCAUGUAACGUUGCCUCGGUGGAGCAGAAGGCAAGACAGCAUUAAUUGGUCCAACGGGGAAUUCGUAACACUGAACUCAAAUGAACGCACUAGCUUCGCCUUGUUACCAACAUUGCUGGGGGGCGGUAUUACAAUUCCUGAAUUGUUGCGAAGGGGCUAAAGCAAUUCG